CCCAGCUGACCCCUGGGGCUCCCCCGGCAGCGGACAGGGAAGGGUUAAAGGCCCCCAGCUCCCUGCCCCCUGCCCUGGGGAACCCUACCCUGUGGGGACAUGAACAGUGUUUGCUGCCUGGUUCUGGUCGCGCUGAGCCUGUGGCCAGAGAGAGCUGCUGCCCCAGGGCCACCUCCUGGCCCCCCGAAGGCUUCCCCAGACCCUCGGGCCGAGCUGGACAGCGCCGUGCUCCUGACGCGCUCGCUCCUCGCGGACACUCGGCAGCUGGCGGCGCAGCUGAGAGAGAAAUUCCCAGCCGACGGAGACCACAAUCUGGACUCCCUGCCCACUUUGGCCAUGAGUGCAGGGGCGCUGGGAGCCCUGCAGCUUCCCGGUGUGUUGACAAGGCUUCGGGCAGAUCUGCUCUCCUACCUGCGGCACGUGCAGUGGCUACGCAGGGCGGGAGGCCCAUCCCUGCGGACCCUGGAGCCGGAGCUGGGGGCCCUGCAGGCGCGGCUGGACCGGCUGCUGCGCCGGCUGCAGCUCCUGAUGUCUCGCCUGGCCCUGCCCCAGGCGCCCCCAGACCCGCUGGCGCCCCCGCUGGCCCCACCGUCCUCAGCCUGGGGAGGCAUCCGGGCGGCCCACGCCGUCCUCGGAGGGCUGCACCUGACGCUGGACUGGGCGGUGCGGGGCUUGCUGCUGCUCAAGACUCGGCUGUGACCCGCCCCCCAGAGCGGCCCGCGUCCUUCACCGCCAGACCUUAUUUAUUUAUUUAUUUCGGGACUGGGGGCGUGGCAGCCAGAAGAACCCCCUCUUCCUAUUAUCUCCCCCUAGUUAGAGAUAGUCCCCCUAGGAGACCUGGGUAGGGACACCUGUGCCUUAUUUAUAC
Artibeus jamaicensis (Jamaican fruit-eating bat) is the source of this 868-nucleotide messenger RNA. RefSeq names its product interleukin 11 (gene IL11). NCBI's taxonomy places the organism in Eukaryota, Metazoa, Chordata, Mammalia, Chiroptera, Phyllostomidae. The record is from RefSeq and is a predicted model, not a curated record. Gene Ontology annotation, cellular component: cytoplasm. The coding region runs from base 100 to 699 and encodes 199 amino acids. Gene Ontology annotation, molecular function: growth factor activity; cytokine activity. The transcript has 5 exons. Gene Ontology annotation, biological process: positive regulation of cell population proliferation; positive regulation of MAPK cascade.